ACUAUACUUCACAGCUAUCUAUCAAAAUGCCACCAGAUAUGGCCUCUCCCUCCGCCGAAAUUGACUUGGACGACGAGCAGUAUGACUCUGCCGAAGACGAAGACUUCCAGCUCGACGCAGCCCAAGAUGACGCGGACUCGGGCAUGUCCGAUUCCGACGAAGAGGAGGCCGCCGACGAGCCAGCGUCUAAGCGACGGAAGAAGGAUACCAAGGAUGCGCAAGGAGCCGGUGAUGACGACGAGCUGGCUUCUGGAGAUGAGGCGAUGAUCCAGAAGGCGAAGAAUAAGAAGAGGAAGAAGGGAGAAGACGGGGAUGUGGAUCUUGAUGAUGAUGAGGAAGGAGGAACGGGAGGUUUUGUGCGGACGCGCGCGAUGAAGAUGCGAAUUGGAGAGGAGCGUAAACCUCUCGCGAAGAUCGACGGCGCUACAGUUGACGUGGAUGCGUUAUGGGCGAAGAUGAACGCACCAGACUCGGGGGUAGAUGCUUCUUCAGCGCAGGACGAGAGCAAGGAAGCUACGCCUGCGGCUGGCCAGACUGACGGGGAAACGGCAGGUGGUGACGAGGCGACGCCCUCCGCACAGGAUCCCCAGACGAAAUAUACCGAAGAAAUGGUGAAGAUCAAGCGCACAUACAAGUUUGCAGGAGAGAUGAUUACAGAAGAGAAGAUUGUGCCCAAGGAUUCAGCGGAAGCUAAGCUAUUCUUGGCGGGCGAGAAGGAUGCGGAGACCGUGACUGCUGCAGAUGUAGACAACGCAGCGAAUGCUAAAGAUGCCCUCAAACUGCGCAGACCGCUUCGACGACCUUCCCGCUUUGAUCCGAAUCCCACCGGUUCGAUCAAGAAGAGCUGGGAGAAACAGCCCGUUACAGAGGCGACGGCUGGACAGGAGAACGCCCGGGGACCGAAGAUCAACACGGUCGAGAAGUCGCGUCUGGACUGGGCUGCGUAUGUGGACCAGGCUGGAAUCAAGGACGAGCUCAACGUGCACAGCAAAGCGAAGGAGGGAUUCCUGGGUCGCAUGGAUUUCUUGGACCGCGUGGGGGCCAAGAUAGACGAGGAGAGGAGAAAUGCUCGUCUGAAGGGGCUUUAAACUGCCUUAAUUUCCAGUCCCUCUUUUCCUUUGGCUUAUCGA
Messenger RNA from Aspergillus welwitschiae, 1130 nucleotides. It is a transcript of the gene swc5, whose product is annotated as putative Swr1p complex component (Swc5). Bases 27 to 1088 code for a protein of 353 amino acids. The transcript has 2 exons. NCBI's taxonomy places the organism in Eukaryota, Fungi, Ascomycota, Eurotiomycetes, Eurotiales, Aspergillaceae. The record is from RefSeq and is a predicted model, not a curated record.